Messenger RNA from Cladocopium goreaui, 5646 nucleotides. NCBI's taxonomy places the organism in Eukaryota, Dinophyceae, Suessiales, Symbiodiniaceae. The record is from the annotation of a GenBank genome assembly.
AUGUCCAUCUCAGCCUUCGCCCCAACCGACUGCUUUGGAUUUCCUUUUGGACUUACCUCUCAGUUCGUGGCUCUUCCCUCUCCUGUCCUGGAUUUCAGUGUCUUGUCUGGUCUUUUGUCUCGCGAUGUCCCCCGGGUCGCGUGGAUUUGUGUGGUAGUUUCGGGCGCAUUUGCCAUGGAAGCUUCAUCAGCUGCUGAUUUGCGUCGUUCUGCUUUUAGGUCUGCUGGUGGGCUCCAACCAACUAGGGUCGCAAGAAAAGAGACCUUGGAGGCCAGAACACGUUUGCUGGAUGGGUUUGGAAAAUGGCUUUAUGAAACACAUGGAGUUUUGCUUUCGGUCUUGCUGACAGCGAAGCCAGCAGACCCAGAAGAGAUCACGUACUGGCUAGUACAGUACGGCCAACAAAUGCGACCAAGCAUCAAAAAGCAGCUGACAGGAGCAUGGGACCUUGCGUUUGCCUGGUUGGCUGCCAACAUCAUGCAGCAUUGCCGCUGGGAUUUGAUUUUGCCUGCUGACUCAGCUCCUGGUACGAGUUUCAUAUUGGUCCGGAUCCGUAUGCCAAAAACACGAGGAAGGGCUGCUCGUCAUCAGGCGGCACGUAUUGACCCACCUGAUGUGGUGACACUGCUGACUGCAACCUUUAAGUCCCUGCCUGAAGAUGCGAAGCUCUGGAAAUUGCCGGCAGCGACACUGAGGCGACGUUUUGAGUCUCUCCUGAAAGGAGUAGGUCUGCCGACUCAUAGCAUUGAUGGGAAGCGCCCUUUCUCUCUGGGGUCCCUUCGACCUGGAGGGGCCACUUUCCUUCUUUUGCAUACAGAAGACGCAGAACUGGUUCGUCGACGUGGCAGAUGGGUGACGUCCAAGGUUUGCGAGAUCUACUUGCAGGAGGUUUUGUACACCACGAACUUUGUCUGCAGCAUUCCCACGAAUCCUCCGGACUGCGGUGUUUGGUAUCAAUGCUUCCAAGCACAAGACAAUGAGGAGCUAGGGGCGGCUGGUGGAGAUGAUGCAAAGUACAGUGAGGCGGAUGAAAGACCGGAGCAACGUGAACAGUCGCAGAUCCUGAAGGAAUUUCUGGACGGUGAGCAAUUUGUUCCGGUAGAAACUGAAUCCCGAGGUGUGCAAGUGCAUUUCGCUGAGUUGAGCCCUGUUUGUGAUCAAGCAGUGCAGAAUGAAGUGCUUCCAGGCCCCAGCAACCAAACUUCAGGUGUGACGACCGCCGCGGCACAGCCUGGGGAUGGGGGAAGCCAGCUACCAGAGACUGCGGCUGUGGCUGGUGAGGAGGUUGUUGCGCAUCCAAGAGAGCAGGGAGGAGACGAAAGAGACUCUGGCAGUGAACCCAAGUCCGAAACGGAAGAUGCACUACGCCUUGAGCAUUCGGGUGGCCUUCCAAAGUCUAAGGAGGAAGCAGAGAAGGAGAGGGACCUGGAAAGGGAGAAGCGACAAGCCAUGAUCCAGUCAAGGCUAUCCGAACUGAAGGAGUCUUGGCAGGGCCAUACUGAGCUGGACGACGCCAUGUUUGAAUUGGUGGACUCUGCCCAACAUGCUGCGGAGUGUGCUCUGCAACAUGGCCAGCGCAUUUUGGAAGCACAAGAGAAGGCAUUGAGUGCAAUGGAAGGCCUUCAGGGAAAGACCAAGGAGGCGGAUGAAGGACCGGAGCAACGUGAACAGUCGCAGAUCCUGAAGGAAUUUCUGGACGGUGAGCAAUUUGUUCCGGUAGAAACUGAAUCCCGAGGUGUGCAAGUGCAUUUCGCUGAGUUGAGCCCUGUUUGUGAUCAAGCAGUGCAGAGUGAAGUGCUUCCAGGCCCCAGCAACCAAACUUCAGGUGUGACGACCGCCGCGGCACAGCCUGGGGAUGGGGGAAGCCAGCUACCAGAGACUGCGGCUGUGGCUGGUGAGGAGGUUGUUGCGCAUCCAAGAGAGCAGGGAGGAGACGAAAGAGACUCUGGCAGUGAACCCAAGUCCGAAACGGAAGAUGCACUACGCCUUGAGCAUUCGGGUGGCCUUCCAGAGUCCAAGGAGCCAGCCACGUUACCAGAAACACCGCCAAGUGCAGCUGGAAGAAAGUCUGGCGUUGAGCAGAAGGAGCCAAACGCAACUCCAGCAGUGCGGCAGAGUGCAGAUGGAAAGCAAGUUGGAGAUUCAUCCACGAUGGCGCAGGCAGCGAAAGACGCAAACUCACAUCAGCCAGCGGAUUCAAAGGAGCCAAGCACACACCCUGCCAGCCCAAGGGCAGGUGAACAGGCUUCUGGUGAUCCACAGCAGGUUGCAAGUGCAGAGGCAUCAAACGUGGUUCAGUCAAAAGGUCCAUCGCAGUCACAGGAGCCAGCCACGUUACCAGAAACACCGCCAAGUGCAGCUGGAAGAAAGUCUGGCGUUGAGCAGAAGGAGCCAAACGCAACUCCAGCAGUGCGGCAGAGUGCAGAUGGAAAGCAAGUUGGAGAUUCAUCCACGAUGGCGCAGGCAGCGAAAGACGCAAACUCACAUCAGCCAGCGGAUUCAAAGGAGCCAAGCACACACCCUGCCAGCCCAAGGGCAGGUGAACAGGCUUCUGGUGAUCCACAGCAGGUUGCAAGUGCAGAGGCAUCAAACGUGGUUCAGUCAAAAGGUCCAUCGCAGUCACAGGAGCCAGCCACGUUACCAGAAACACCGCCAAGUGCAGCUGGAAGAAAGUCUGGCGUUGAGCAGAAGGAGCCAAACGCAACUCCAGCAGUGCGGCAGAGUGCAGAUGGAAAGCAAGUUGGAGAUUCAUCCACGAUGGCGCAGGCAGCGAAAGACGCAAACUCACAUCAGCCAGCGGAUUCAAAGGAGCCAAGCACACACCCUGCCAGCCCAAGGGCAGGUGAACAGGCUUCUGGUGAUCCACAGCAGGUUGCAAGUGCAGAGGCAUCAAACGUGGUUCAGUCAAAAGGUCCAUCGCAGUCACAGGAGCCAGCCACGUUACCAGAAACACCGCCAAGUGCAGCUGGAAGAAAGUCUGGCGUUGAGCAGAAGGAGCCAAACGCAACUCCAGCAGUGCGGCAGAGUGCAGAUGGAAAGCAAGUUGGAGAUUCAUCCACGAUGGCGCAGGCAGCGAAAGACGCAAACUCACAUCAGCCAGCGGAUUCAAAGGAGCCAAGCACACACCCUGCCAGCCCAAGGGCAGGUGAACAGGCUUCUGGUGAUCCACAGCAGGUUGCAAGUGCAGAGGCAUCAAACGUGGUUCAGUCAAAAGGUCCAUCGCAGUCACAGGAGCCAGCCACGUUACCAGAAACACCGCCAAGUGCAGCUGGAAGAAAGUCUGGCGUUGAGCAGAAGGAGCCAAACGCAACUCCAGCAGUGCGGCAUGGCUUGGAAGCUGAGGAUCCCAACGAGACGGAGGAUCCCAACUCAGUCUCCCCAGCGCAAUUCAAGGAGUCGCGCAAUCUGCAAGAGUUGGUUGAGGAAUUGAAGGCAACUUUGGCAGCCAAGAAUCAAUUGAUCGAUCAGCUGAGUGGAGUCAAGGUGCCAGGAUUGUCACCAUCGAGGCGAAGCUCUUCCGAGCUUCCAGGUCGAGAGGGCCUUCCUCCGGCAGCGUCAUCACAGGUGGGACCGAGCGACAUGAACGAUGUCUCAGAAAACUUCGUCAAUGCUAUUGCAGAUUGCCAUCAGCGGGUUCGCCGGAAAUCUCAAGUCCUUGCACAGUCGGUGUUAAGCAACUUGCAGAACAAGGAGCCAAAAGACGCUGAAACAGGUGCAACGACUGCAACGGCAGGUGGUACCACAAGACCCCCAAGGAAUACGUUACCUGGAAGGCUUCUUGGAAUCUUGGGUCAGCCUAAGCCUCCUCCAAAGCGCCGGCGUAAACGACGUGCACGUGCUUCUGUGAAGAUUCUGGCCCACCAGGCCAGCGACCUAGCAGCAGACUUAAGCUCAGUGACAAAUUCCGGCGCAGACGCUGACGCUUCCGAUAGCGAAGAAAGCCCUUCAUCAUCAGACAGUGACGAUAAAGAGGUGACUCUUGAACACAAACUCGUCAUGACCGUGCUGUCCUGGAAGGACUUGCCAAAGCAAAUCCUGCAAUGGCUGAAAUCAAAUCUGCGACGGAGUGAAGAAGCUCACGCACACAGUGUUCCGUGGGAACCUACUUCCUUAGAUACCUGGCCAGAGCUUAGCCAACGCAACAGGCUUCAGAUGGUGGAGGAAUUUGAAGAUUUCUUGGAUCAGUUGGGCCGGUUCAGACCUUCAAGAUAUGAGUCAAAGACCAAGCUCAGGGAGCGCCUCAAUCAUAGUGAACCUCCAAAAUCACGGAGGCGCAGCCGGUCUCAAGGACAGAUACAUCCAUUCUAUGAGUUCCCCCUGGAUGUGGAACCAGCGCAAGUCUCUGCACGACUUCGGGAAGCAUUGCCGCUCAAGCGCAGCAGAGCCGGAGGGAAGGAUGACAGCCCUGGUCCAGACUCAUGCUCUGGCUUGGACUUGACGGUCAUGGGCAGAAGUCAUGCCCAGUCGCCAAGAUCGUCUCGGUCUCCGAAAUCGUCUCGGUCGCCGGUGUCCCGAUCUCCAGAGCGACGAGAGCACCACGGCAGAGCUGUCGGGCUGGCGUCUGUCCUUGCAAAUAUCUUGGCACAGUCAACCAGGCGCCAGAAGCGCUGGGCACUGCGGCGCUGGACCCAUGUGACGACGGAUCGGGCCGCUGCCCAAGGUCGAGCAGAACAACUGGAUUGGACCAGUGACCCAGACACAGGACGUGACGACAGAUGGCGAGGGCGUCGGGCAGAACGAGACGGACGUGCUCGUCGCCGUCGUGAAGAUCUGCGGGACGUGGAAUUUUCCUCGUCGCGGGAGCCGCGCUACGACAGCCACGCCCGCCGCGACCACCGCGACCACCGCGACCCCCGCGACUUCGAAGGCUCCUGGUGGAGCGUGCCACGGGAUCCGCGAGAUCAGCGAGAUCCACGGAGCGUGCCACGGCCACGGCCACCCGGAGCUUCCGGUGUUCCAGCGCCACCCUCGUGGUCGCUGGAGCGGGAACCGCGCGAACCACGAGAACCACGAGAACCACGACCAGCCAGGAUCUAUCAACGACCACGACUGGAAGAUCUCAAGAGGCCACGCUGGCAGGCAGCUUCCCGCUUUGAAGAUUAUGUUGGUUGUGUCUCAUGGAAUUACAAGGAGCCCCGUGUUCCGCUAGCACUCCAAAGUCACAUUCAAAAGUCCCCGGAGGCCCGAGCUGAAGAGUGGAGUCGAGUUCUGCAGAAUCGUUUCAAGUUGUCAGACCUUCGAGAGGCCAAUUCUCUCCGAAGCACCACAGGCUUGCUGAAGCCUGUCAUCCCUUUACCAAGUUUGAUCUCGGCGAGGAGAAUCAAUCCCCACGAUGCUAUGUGACAAGGCGCAGCCAUGCCUACAAUAGGAUUGGUCUUUGUUUUUUGCACUAAUGUGCAUCUCAAAGGCCGAGGAACAAGAACCAUUUCAUAGCCUUUGCCAUAGCCUUUGCUAGGGCAUUCUAUAAUUUCUAUGGUUUGUUUUUAAGUAUGAGUCUGUGCAGAGCUUAAAUUUUUGGCUCUGCCAUGCUCUGCCAAUUUUCAGAUGUAAAACGCAUCAACUUUUGGCUUUCGAAAGAAGGCUGUCCAUGUCCGGCCUUCCACAAGGAUUGGCCGUGAGAGCUCCGUUGAGUUCCCAAUGCUGAAA